Messenger RNA from Hyaloscypha bicolor E, 903 nucleotides. RefSeq lists its product as uncharacterized. Bases 216 to 551 code for a protein of 111 amino acids. NCBI's taxonomy places the organism in Eukaryota, Fungi, Ascomycota, Leotiomycetes, Helotiales, Hyaloscyphaceae. The record is from RefSeq and is a predicted model, not a curated record. The transcript is spliced from 3 exons.
CUGCAACCUACCCUGCGUAGUUUGUGUGUAUAUAAGUCCCAAAGUUGCCUACCUACCUGCUAAUCUAGCUACCUAGCUAGUCAUUCUCUUUCCAUCUAAAUAUUGCCGCCAAUUACCCUGACCAAGAUUUGUCCCUAUUAUUGAACUCGGUCGUCUGCAUCUCGGCGCUAUUCACUACUCACCGUGCUUGGGAUAGUCCAAACGCGAAUCUGGAAAUGGCUUCCUCUGAUAAUGCCAACACGCCUAGCUAUCGCGGAAAGGAUGCAGCGAGGAUUGUCAGCCCGCCUACCAUGAAACAGGACGAGGGGGUGGCUGGAAACAUCAGGGGUAUACGUCUUUUCUUUGUGUACUGCCUUGUCUGCCAAAUCUUCAGCACUUACCGUGCCUACGAGAUAUACCAAAGCUUUGACAGCUGGGCCGGUCUGAAUCGUAAAGACAAAUUCUUCCUCGCUUGGGGUGUCGUUUCUAUCGUCGCCAUGACUUUUUUUACGGCUGCUUAUGCGGUCCUGGAAUACCGGAGGAGACAGACAGGGAAAAAAGAUAAGGUGUGAUUCUUUGCUUCAAUGGCCAAGGGGCUCGACUGGUAUUGUUUGACAGCCUUAGGGAGGAGGCAAUGAACAGGGGGUGCGAGUGAACAACUCUUAAUGUAGCUUUGACGUUGUCAAGGCACUUAUCACUUUUCCAAUAAUGUCAUUAUGAGGUCAAUCCACUUAUUCAAGAGCGAUAUGACAGGCGCCAGAUCAGGAAGCAGGCCUGACCAGUGUGGGCAAAAACUACUCAAGCUACUCAAGCUACUCUAGAGUAGUCUUGAGUAGAGUAGAGUAGAGUUUGAGUAGCGUAAUAUAGUACUUGAGUAGAGUAGAGUAGAGUACUACUCUAGAGUAACUCAAGAGUAGUCACGUG